Vidua chalybeata is the source of this 745-nucleotide messenger RNA. It is a transcript of the gene MYL6, whose product is annotated as myosin light chain 6. The record is from RefSeq and is a predicted model, not a curated record. The coding region runs from base 78 to 533 and encodes 151 amino acids. Gene Ontology annotation, molecular function: calcium ion binding; structural constituent of muscle. The transcript has 7 exons. Lineage: Eukaryota; Metazoa; Chordata; Aves; Passeriformes; Viduidae. Gene Ontology annotation, cellular component: myosin II complex.
AACACCCUCAUUACCGCCGUGACGCAGCCGCGCGGUGACGCCCGAGCGCGCAGGAACGGACGGGAGCGGCCGCCGCCAUGUGCGACUUCUCGGAGGAGCAGACCGCGGAGUUCAAGGAGGCGUUCCAGCUCUUCGACCGCACGGGCGACGGGAAGAUCCUGUACAGCCAGUGCGGGGACGUGAUGCGGGCGCUGGGCCAGAACCCCACCAACGCCGAGGUCAUGAAGGUGCUGGGCAACCCCAAGAGCGAUGAGAUGAACGUGAAGACGCUGAGCUUCGAGCAGUUCCUGCCCAUGAUGCAGACCAUCGCCAAGAACAAGGACCAGGGCUGCUUCGAGGACUACGUGGAGGGGCUGAGGGUGUUCGACAAGGAGGGCAACGGCACCGUCAUGGGGGCCGAGAUCCGCCACGUCCUCGUCACCCUGGGUGAGAAGAUGACGGAGGAGGAGGUGGAGCAGCUCGUGGCCGGGCACGAGGACAGCAACGGCUGCAUCAACUACGAAGCCUUUGUGCGACACAUCUUGUCAGGGUGACGCCGCAGGGAGCUGGUCCGGAUGGUGCUGAGCGGCUGAAGACCCCUCCCCAUCAUUGUGUCCCCCCCCCAAAUCAUCUUCUGUCCCCUCCUCACUCAGUUUUGUGCCUUUCCCCUCAUUUUCCUGUCACCGCCACCACGUCCCCAAGCCCCCCCUCAGCCCCACCGGCUAAAUUAUUGCUCCACAGCAUCCAAUAAAUUCUCCGAAUGGUC